UUUAAAUUUGGGAGAUGCUAGGGGUGGGGAUAAAUGGGGUACCGCAUUAAAUUUGGAGUAAAAAUUAAGUCAGAUUUCCGUGAUUCGCCUCCCGCACCUCGUUGACGUACCUGCGCUUUCUUCGUUCAUCGCCGAGGCUCAGCAACGUCGCCACCAGCCUUCUCCUCGUCGCAAGACGUCGACGACCAGGCCGUCUUGUAGCGGCAGAUUGGCGCGGAGGUAGCGACGGUUCUCUUUGGUUUGGAUUUCAAUUAUUUUAUUAUCGAGCACACACGUGUUUUGUUGAGGCUGCUCCCGGAGAGCAGCGAGACGGAAGGAGAUGUUCUGGAUGCAGAACUGUUAGUAGUUAAAGGAUUGAUUUGUUCUAAUGAGAUGUGAACCAGCUUUUCUUCGUUCUAUGCCAUCUAAGUUACCAGUUCAGAGAGAGGAAGAGCCUUUGCCCUGAUACCCGAAGAAGAAGCACGAAAACUGAAUUUGAAGGAUUCUUACUAUGUCGACCGCAACUUACCCACCCCCACCCCCAUUUUAUAAGCUGUACAAGGACUACGUCAAUGAUCCAAGAUCCGCUCCGGAACCCCCACCUCCUAUUGAGGGUACAUACAUUCUUUAUGGGUGCAAUUACACUACUGAUGAUGUUCUUCCAAGUUUGGAAGAUCAGGGUGUUCGUCAGUUAUACCCGAAAGGACCAAAUAUUGAUUUCAAGAAGGAAUUGAGAUCACUCAAUAGAGAAUUGCAGCUGCAUAUAUUGGAGCUUGCUGAUAUUCUAGUAGAGAGGCCAUCACAGUACGCUCGGAGAGUAGAGGAAAUAUCUCUAAUCUUCAAGAACUUGCAUCACCUUCUCAAUUCAUUACGUCCCCACCAGGCCAGAGCAACCCUUAUCCAUAUCCUAGAAUGUCAGAUACAAAGGCGUAAGCAAGCCGUGGAGGACAUUAAAAGAAGAAGAGAAGAAGCACAGAAACUUCUCAAGGAGGCGGUGGGGAUCCUAACGGGGCAGUAAGCUUUGGAAAUCAUUAGAAGGGCUUGAAAAACACGUAUUAAGGGCACGGUGUCCUUCAAACAAUAUGUGACAGACCCUUAGCUUGGUCAUGCAAAGCUACUACACCCAUGUAUGAUCUUGAAGAGGAGAGCUAAGAAUUGACUCUAGAUGGAAUCAGAUAUAUUAGGCCUAGUGAUGUGACAAUGUACCAAUUGUAACCUUUUGAGUCCUUAAAGAGGCCGGGGGAGAGGUGUUUGAAGACUAAAGUUGGCUUGGAUAGGUAUAUGAUGAAUAUACUUUGUACUGAUUAAGAAAACUUUAGGGUACUUAGUUUGUUGUUUGUGUAGGACCAUUUGACCCUAAACUAUAGUGCAAGUGACUAUGGAGUGACAAAUUGGUGCAAGGGCCGGCCCUGAGAAGAUUCUUGCACAAAUGCUCAUUCUGAUAUAUUUUCUGUCAAU
Molecule: messenger RNA, 1437 nt
Organism: Cuscuta campestris
Lineage: Eukaryota; Viridiplantae; Streptophyta; Magnoliopsida; Solanales; Convolvulaceae
Source: the annotation of a GenBank genome assembly